This is a messenger RNA of Gadus morhua (Atlantic cod), 1746 nucleotides long. RefSeq lists its product as uncharacterized. The record is from RefSeq and is a predicted model, not a curated record. NCBI's taxonomy places the organism in Eukaryota, Metazoa, Chordata, Actinopteri, Gadiformes, Gadidae. Bases 948 to 1712 code for a protein of 254 amino acids. The transcript is spliced from 3 exons.
UGGCUGUAGUGGGCAAACGGUUUUGAAUUUGAAAAAUCUAUUCAAUGUUUUUUAUCAAGCAUAGCCUGAAGAUCAUGUGUGCCAAGUUUUGAGUUGAUUAGAGAACAUUUGUGAUAGGAGAUGCAUUUUGAAGGUUUUUGACACUGAACUCGGCUUGGACCAAGGCUUCCAAUGAUCCCUUGUUUGUGAAUAUUGGACGAAUGGGUCGAAAGUUAUGAACCUGAAUGCAUGUCUAACUUUGACCUGCUGGUGGCGCUAGAGCUGAUGAGCUAGCGACCUCAAAUUUGCUUCAUGGGCUAAUGGGACUGUCCUGAACCAGUGUGCCAAAUUUCAUAACUUUUCACCAAGGCAUUCUAUGUGCUGCCAUAGACUCCCAUGGCAGGAAAAUAAUAAGAAAACGUACGAAAACAAUAGGUUGUCUCGCAGCUUCGCUGCUUGACCCCCAAUAAAACAGGUUUAUUAACCAUGAUCAUCCCAGGUAUUUUUGUAUACAAUUCAUAAGAUGAUCCUUUUUGCUUAUUUUUAGUGUCCUUAUUUCCACAGUUAAUAUAGUUAAUUUCGUGUUCAACAUUCUUGAGCAUCAUUAAUUUAUGUAUGGAGUAUAGGAUACUACAGGUUAUAGGCUGCUGAAAUUGGGAAUCAAACCCAGUACCAUUCAGCUGAACCCUCCACACGCGCGCGCACAUACGCGCGCACACGCACACACUACCAGUGAUUUGCAUACGAGAUACGUCUUCCUACUUUCUCUUGCUCGCCAGAUACUUCUCGUGAGCACCAGAUACUUUCUCGUACUCACGAGAAACGUUUAUUCAUCUUAACCCCAUGUCCCUUUAUGGGUUCCGUACCUUUCUCGGCUUUGCCCGCCCAGAGAAUAUGUCCCGACCGCCCAUGAGAAAAAGAGCUACAACCGUGUGAGCAUCCACAAAGUUAUUUCCUGGAGAGACAUCAUGGCUUGCAAACGGGCGAAGCACGGCAGUUGCUCAGUGUUUGGAUGUACAAAUGAAUAUCAAAGUAUGCUUUUUGUUCCUUCAUCCGAGCCUCUGAAGAACCAGUGGGUUAAUUUUAUUUUCUCUGGAAAUGAUCAGCCAGUCUGCGCCAAACAUUUCACCGACGACUGCUUCCUCAACUUGGGCCAAUACAGAACUGGACUUGCCCAAUGUCUUAACAUCAAGUCUGGAUCAGUACCAACUCUCCGGGGCUCAGCUACAAACCUCGGACAAGUUAGUCAACCAACUCCCAGCUCAUCAAGUGCUUACAUUCAGCAGCUUCCCUCAAGGGAUGUUGCCUGCCAGACAGACCACCUGAAAACACUAACUGUAGGCACACAGCUAUCCUUAAAGACUUUGCAGUCCCACUUUACAAUUGAAGAAGACUGCGAUGCGUUUAGAGACCAUAGCACGCAGCGCGGCGCCACCUCAGAGAGUCUGGGUGUGGACGCCCCUGGCUCCUCCCACAUGUCCAGUCACAGCGAGGAACUGAAGUUCAUGAGCGCCUACGGAAAAGGGGAGGGCCCACUGGCGUUGGGCGGCCAUGACACCCUCUUCACCGCGUCAGAAGUGGAGGCCCUGAACUCGCUGUCUGCGGACCACAGCGCGGCCAAGAGCCUGGAGCGCGGCGAGCGGCUGGUCUGCAGCGAGGAGCUGAGUGUGCAGGUUGGAAAUCAUCUUCUCAUUCACCCUCCAAAAGAGAGGCUUCCUCUGUUACAACUCUAAAACAAAACCAUAGAAAGCCCACACCUUUAUGAUU